Messenger RNA from Thlaspi arvense, 965 nucleotides. Lineage: Eukaryota; Viridiplantae; Streptophyta; Magnoliopsida; Brassicales; Brassicaceae. The record is from the annotation of a GenBank genome assembly.
CUUUAGGGUUUAAGACGUUAAACCCACCCGGAAUCCUGCAUUCGUCAUUCGAUUCCAAAUCUCAGUAAAGAGCUCUAAAAUGGCGAAUUCAAUGGCCACGCUUUCGAGAAGACUCUAUCGAUCUCUUCUCUCAAACCCUAGAUUUUCUCAGGCUUCCAUGUCCUUCUGCACCAACAACAUCUCCUCCCGCGAAGACCCCGACUUUGACGAGCUAUCAGCUAUCUCAGACACUGAAUCGCCCCUUGAACCGAAGGACUCGGAUCCAUCGUCUCGAAUUUCCGGAGAAGAACGCGUGAUGGAAGAGCGUCCUCUCGAAAACGGCCUUGAUGCUGGCAUUUUCAAGGCGAUUUUGGUGGGGCAAGUGGGUCAGCUGCCACUGCAGAAGAAGCUGAAGAGUGGCAGAACAGUGACUCUCUUCUCUGUGGGAACCGGUGGGAUCAGGAACAACCGGAGACCGAUGAUUAACGAAGACCCGAGAGAGUAUGCGAACCGUUCUUCAGUACAGUGGCACCGUGUCUCUGUUUACCCUGAACGCUUAGCAGAUCUUGUGUUGAAGAACGUUGAACCCGGCACAGUUAUCUACUUGGAGGGUAAUUUGGAGACGAAGAUUUUCACUGAUCCUGUCACUGGUUUGGUUCGACGCAUAAGAGAAGUCGCAAUUCGUAGAAAUGGCCGAGUUGUGUUUCUAGGAAAAGCUGGUGAUAUGCAGCAGCCAAGUUCUUCUGAGCUUAGAGGCGUUGGCUACUACUGAUUUUUAACCAAAUAAAAUUGUCAUUACGGUACACAAUUUUCUCUAUUGUAGCUAUUUCGUUUACUGUUGUGUCUCUCCUUGUAGCGUGUGAUUGGUUUGUUUAUUUAGUCGCCCUUUUACAUUGCUUUUUUUUUGGGUAAAUAAACCGAACCAAACUCAACCAAUGUAUUCAAUUAAACCGAAACUAAACCAGAAUCUCGAUUGAAAGACAAAA